GAAUGUGAAUCCCUCCACUCUCACUUCUCUCCCUCACACACACACAAAAACACACAAUGAAAGGCAAGUGCACAAGCUCAUCAUCCCACACCAUCACCACUCAAGCAAUCAUAAAGACUGUAGCUUUCCUCUCCCUCCUCUGCUUCUCUCUCUUCUUCCUCUCCAAACAUUUCUCAUCAUACACACAACAUCAACAUGAGCACCUUUACUUCUUCAACUCCACCUCCACAAACACCUCUCUGCCUCCGGCCCCCUCCCCAUCCCGGCCGCAGAGGCCGCUGGUUGAGAGCACAGGGAUCAUAAAUGAGUUGGGAAUCAUGACCUCUAAUUUCAUGAUUGGGGAAUUUGAUGAGGGGUUAUUAGUGGAGAAUGCCAAGGUUGGUGAUAUUAGUGAGAAGGUUAAGGGAGAGAAUGAUGAGGGAGAGGUGAGUAAACUUAGAGUUUGUGACAUGAAUAUGAGUGAUUAUGUUCCUUUUUUGGAGAAUGUGGGAGCUGUUUCUAAAGGAUUUGACUGUUUGGUGCCAAGGCCUAAAGGGUACAAGCUUCCAAUGCCAUGGCCAAGGAGCAUGGAUGAGGUGUGGUUUGAAAAUAUACAUUAUAAGGCCAAAGAUAAUGAAGGGGUGUCGAAAAAAGAUGAUAAACUUGUGUUUUCUUCAGAAGUUGGGUCUAAAUCAGAUCAAAACUUGGAACAGAUGGUUCCUGAGAUUGCAUUUGGCCAAAGGACACGAGUUGUUCUAGACGUUAUUGGUUCGGGCAUUGCAGAUUUUGGUGCUUACUUGAUGGGGAGGAAUGUGACAACUCUUUCAGUAGCUGGGAAAGAUCAGGCGAAGCGUGUUCAACUUGCCCUCGAGAGGGGUGUACCGGCUAUGAUGGCUGCCUUUGGAACCAGUCGUUUUCCUUUCCCAAGCCAAGCAUUCGACUUGAUCCGUUGCUCUAGAUGUGGAAUCAACUGGACUCUUAAUGAUGGGAUUUUGCUUAUUGAGGCAAACCGGUUUCUUAGAGGUGGAGGAUACUUCGUUUGGGAGGCAGACGCGGUUUAUAAGUACGAAGGAGAGCUGGGAGAGCAAUGGAGAGAAAUGGAGGAUCUUUCUAGAAACCUUUGCUGGGAACUAGUAUCUAAGGAGGGCUACAUUGCUGUUUGGCAGAAGCCUCUAAACAACAGCUGCUAUCUUGUCCGUGAUCCAGACAUACGACCUCCGCUUUGUGACCAAGAUGACAAUCCAGAUGAUUUAUGGCGUGUGAAGGCGAAGAAAUGCAUAGCGCGUAUACCUGAGGAUGGCAACGGGGCUAAUCUUACUGACUGGCCUGCGCGCCUCCAUAGUGUACCGGAUAGGCUCUUGAGCAUAAAAACAGAUUCUGAUGUGUCUAGGAGGCAGCUGUAUAGGGCAGAUUCCAUAUAUUGCAAUGCUAUUGUGCAUGGAUAUGUUUCAGUUUUCAAGAUAAACGAGGCGAAGAUACGCAAUGUGAUGGACAUGAGAGCUGGAUAUGGAGGGUUUGCAGCAGCUUUGCUCGAGUCCCGGGCUAAUAGUUGGGUUAUGAAUGUUGUUCCAUCGAGUGGUCCAAACACACUGCCUGUGAUAUACGACCGGGGCCUUAUAGGAGUGAUGCACGAUUGGUGUGAGCCGUUCGACACUUACCCUCGAACAUAUGAUCUGCUCAAUGCUGCAGGGCUUUUCUCUGUUGAACAGAAAAGGUGUAAUGUGAGAAAUAUUAUGUUGGAGAUGGAUCGAAUCCUGAGGCCAGAUGGCCGUGCUUACAUACGCGACACGACUGCUGUGAUCUAUGAGCUUCGAGAGAUUGCAGAGACGAUGGGAUGGAUUGCUCACAUGUUCGACACAGAAGAGGGUCCUUAUUCGGAUUGGAAGCUCUUGAUCUGCACGAAACAAAUGUAAGACGCUCGUAUACAUGGUUCGUGAAGCUACAUGCUAUGAAUAUGAGUUAGUCUUGGAGGAGUGGAAUAGUGGCAGAUGAGAGAAUCACACAAAUGGUUUUGUUUUGUAUUUUAUUUUUUAAGAUCAUCGCAUAUAUACUUGGAUUUCUUGAGAUGCUUCAAUGUUGUUGUACCUACUAUCACUCAAGUGUUAAGAUAGUAUUCCAUUAAAUCAUACCAUGUAUUUUUAGUUA
Messenger RNA from Salvia hispanica, 2124 nucleotides. Its product is annotated as putative methyltransferase PMT10. Gene Ontology annotation, molecular function: methyltransferase activity. Gene Ontology annotation, cellular component: trans-Golgi network; cytoplasm; endosome. Lineage: Eukaryota; Viridiplantae; Streptophyta; Magnoliopsida; Lamiales; Lamiaceae. The record is from RefSeq and is a predicted model, not a curated record.